Linum trigynum is the source of this 5172-nucleotide messenger RNA. NCBI's taxonomy places the organism in Eukaryota, Viridiplantae, Streptophyta, Magnoliopsida, Malpighiales, Linaceae. The record is from the annotation of a GenBank genome assembly.
ACUUCUUUUGUCAUAAUUAAUAUGAGAAAAUAUCAUAUAAUGGUCAUUUAUCCAAUAAACAUAGAUAAUAUUUGCAUACGUAUUAGGUUAGUAGAUUGUCUUGCAUAUAGAAACUUUUCUUACAAAUUUCAUUACCAUAUUAGUAGGAUCAAAAUCAGUGAGCAAUAACUAACUUUUUUUUGUGUGUGUUGGCAUGAUAUGGGUAACUAACUUCUAUGGCUAUAACGACUCCAGUUUCAGGGGAAAAAAAGAAACAUGUAUAGCUAACAAUGCGGGUUUUGACUUUUGACACCUAGCCGUGCAUCGACUGCAAAGUGUUAAAAACUUGAAUCGCGUCUCUUAAAUUUCCAAGCUUUUUCUUUUGGCAUUGUACAACGUUAAUUACCCACCCAACAUGUGUAAGCAGAUAAGAUUAACCCACAACAAGGGAGACGCCUCCACGUGUCAAUAAGACGACAAAACUUUCUCUGGUUGAGUGGAUCACCCCUUUCGGAGGUCAGGAAGGAACUGGUCCAAGGAGGGUUUUUGGCUCUCCUCUUCUGCUUUAUUAUGCCGUGUAUAGUAGCCGGUAAAUCCCAUCGCCAGUUCCUCCUUCUGUGUUUUUGGGUUUUGAGUUUAACCAAGAGAGCGAGAGAAUAUUAAUUUUAAUAAUAAAUAGAAGGAAAAAAAAAGAAAAAGAAGGAAAGCCCAUUGGGUGGUUUUGCAGGGAGGUUUCAUUUGAUGAUCAUCAUCCACACAGGAUUCAGAUAUACAAACUAACCCUUGUCCUUUUUCCUUCCUUUGCUUAUUCUCUGUCGUUCCUCACUCUCUUCUCAAUGUCCUUCCCUGUCGAAAAGAAAAAGGUUCGAUUUUUAAUUUGAAAAAUUGUAGUUGGUUGGUGGUUUCUUCAUUCAUUCAAUUCAGAUGCCGUCCUUGUGAGAUUUUUGGCAGGUGGGUAUGUCUUUCUUCUACUUUUGUUUUGCCUAGGCUUGUCUGAAGUUGAAACUGUCUGAAAAAAGAAAAUUGUUCCCUUUUGCUUUGCUUUUUCUGGAGGUAGGGGAUCAAUCAAUCAUUUACCAAUUUGAUCUGGGUCUGGUUUGAAAAAUUGUUUCCUCCUUUUGGUACCACGAAAAGUUAGUUUCUUUUCUAUCACCAUUCUUUAUCUCCUUUCCCCUUGUGUGGAAUGAUUGAUAGAUCAAUAAUGUGAAGAAACCAUGUAGCUCUCUCUCUCUCUCCUUCCCUGCUCCCACACUCUCCAGUCUCUAAUCUCUGAUGAAUGGUUUGAAGGUUUCUUUUGUCAAUUUUGUGGUAUUACUUCUCGACAGUGGAAUGGUUUUUGUUGGGGUUUUUGGGAUCUGACAAAUUUACUCAGUAUUAUAGUAUUUGUCUGAGAUCUUAAUUAUGUUACAGUAUUAGGUUCCUCUCUGACUGUUUUUUUCCCCUUCCCCUCUUUGUUAAUUUAUUGUUUCUCUUUCAUUUGGUUUGUUAUUGUGUCAGAUUUUUCUAUUUUAUAAACGGGAGGAGUGAUUAUUGUCUCAUGUGGAUUGUAUUCUAUGCUGGAGCUUGCAGGUUUGAAGGCUGGUGCUUUUCUUUGCUGGUUUCGAAAGGCUUCAUCAAAAGUUUCUGAUUGCAUAUAUGGGCUGAAGAAAAGCUGUUGUAUGUUCCGCCUUUUAAGUUUAAGCUUGAUUCCAAUUCGCUCGCUGCCACCAAUUCAUCUAUCUUUGAAACCCUUUUCCGUUCUCUCUUUGGGUGCCUUUGGUUGAUUAUGAAUGUGUGCAUACAUGCUCGAAUUUGCAUGUCAUACUCUCCUGAUAAUUGAUGAUGCUAAUUCACCCAUCUCUGACAAAAAGUUAGUUGUGGUAGUUCCUGGUUAAAGUGAACUUAUGCUAAUUCACCAAUCUCUCAUCAUCAAUACAUCCUUAAAAUUUUGGAAUUAAUGCCACGUAUGAAUAUGUUCUAUACUAUUAGUUGGAGUUACUGACCACAAGCCGUACAUUUUGGUUUUGCAGACGGUUGGUUAGACAGUAAAGCUGGUUUUGUUUUGAUUAAUGAAUUCCUUUCACUAUGAAUGUGUAAGAUAUGUCAGUGGAAAGGAGGCUGGAAUAUGGUUUCGGUGGCUACAGGGUCCCUGUGGUUCCUCGUGCUGCUCGAUCAUAUAGGGGCAGAGGAUUGACCAGGAAGAAAGGAGAUAAAGAGGGCGAGAUACGGGCAUUUGAAAUCUUAGCAAGUGUAGCUGGUAAAAUAUUGCAGGAUGGUGAAGUUUCUUCUGCUGCUUCUGUAAAGGAUACAACAAGUAAACUGUGUCUUCAAGGUAAUGGUGAUGAAGAAACAGAAUUGUCUAAACCAGACUCUUCUGUUUGUGGUGGGAAAACUGAUCCUUCAGGCUCGGAGACUGGUUUGAAUCAAGGCUAUCCAUUCCAUGACUUCUUAUCACCACCUCAGGCGACUUCUUCUAGUCACAAGGGAAGCUCAACUUCUUCCGAUCACUUGGAGAAGAAGAUACAUGAAGAUGCUGCUGAUGAUAAUUUGUCUCCCAAGGGAUGGGAAAUGUAUCAAGGCCAAAGGGAGAGCCUAGUAGCUCAGGUGAAGCCUGAUGAAGUUGAGUGCAAAGUCAAAAGUGCUGAAAGUGGAACUUCGCCGCCUGUUCAAGUUGAUUUUGAGGACAAGAUGGAAAUCGACAUGAACAUUCCUGCACGGGCUAGUCCCGAGAACAAUAAUGUGAAGCCAUCAUCGUCAUUAUUCAAGAACUGCAUUGGUGGCUUAGGUUGUUUCUCUGGACGUUCUGCUGAAACUAAAGUAGAAGUCACUAGAGAUGAUGAUGACGAAAAUGCUAGUGGGUGCUCUCAAGAUGUGCAGUCAUAUAAACAGCAACAUAUAUCCUGUAAUGGAGUUCAGAAACCCAGGAACUCAUCAUCAGCAUCUGUACUGAAGCAUUGGAGGGUAACAGCUGCUAACUCCAAGGUCGGGGGAUUUUUCAGAACUGAUGGGAAGGCAUCAACAACCAAAGCAACUUACAAUAAUAGUGGGAAGUCUUCUUCAAAUAAUCAGCAAAAAACUCAGAAAGUUAUACCUUUCAAGAAACGGAAGUUCUUUGCAUGUGAUGGUGCAUCUGUGUGUGAUGACUUAUUUACUUCUCCUAACAAGAGAACCAAUGAUGACAACAGCUGCGGCUCAGGAACAUCAUCUUCAGUAUCAGGCCAACAUACACCUCCAAACUCACGAGACUGUAAUGUCAAGUUUAGCAUCAAAUCAUUCAAGGUUCCUGAGCUCUUCAUCGAGAUUCCUGCGACAGCAACUGUUGGCUCAUUGAAGAGGACGGUAAUGGAGGCGGUCACUGCUAUCCUUGGUGAUGGACUACACGUUGGCAUCCUGGUGCAAGGAAAGAAGGUUAGAGAUGACAACAAAACCUUGCUCCAGACUGGGAUUUCUCAAGAUGACAAGCACCAUGGUUUGGGUUUCAUAUUGGAGCCCAGGCAACAUGUUCAAAUAGCUUCAUCAUCACCACCUUCCUGUGCUCAGACGCCCUCCUUCUUAAUCAGCCGUUCUCCUGCUGCUGGUGGCCUAUCCAGGCAUACAUCUCUGAAGCUACAAGCUGGGGGAUCAAGUGGUGUUUCUCCAAUUGUUUCCACAGACAUGGGAUUUGUUGGGAGGAGUGGUGGCGGAAGUGGUGAUUCAGGCAGAGCUAUUGUCCCUCUUGUUGAUGAGCGAGCGUCUGUACCUGAAUCAAAAGCUCUGGUGACAGUUCCAUCAAUUAGAAUGGAGGCAAUGGCAAUGGUGCCCUUCCACAGGAAAUCCGGUCAGCCUGAGCUUGGUCAGCGCCGGAUGAGAAGACCCUUCUCGGUCUCAGAGGUGGAAGCACUUGUUCAGGCUGUUGAAAAACUUGGAACUGGAAGGUGGCGUGAUGUCAAGUUGCGUGCUUUUGAUAACGUGCACCAUCGAACUUACGUGGAUUUAAAGGAUAAGUGGAAGACAUUGGUACAUACAGCAAGGAUAUCCCCACAGCAAAGAAGAGGGGAGCCUGUUCCACAAGAACUUCUGGACCGAGUUCUGGCCGCCCAUGCUUACUGGUCGCAGCAGCAGGCCAAACAGCAAGCUAAAGCUACUUCUUGAUGUGAAGAGCCCCAUACAGGAUAAGGGGUGCUGUUGUCAAGUUCAUGGUUGAUUGAAAAUUAGAAAUAUUAUAGAAAGUAAACAUAAAACUCUUUGUAGAUUAAGAUAUGGUUUUGUUUAUAGGGGGUUCAUUUUUUUGUUGGCUUUGCUAACUUAACCCCAGGCUGCCCCUUGAAGGAGGAGGUUUGGACCAUUUGUAGAUUGAAUUUGUAUUCAUGACAGCAAAGCUUUGUUCCUUUUUUUGUUGAUUUUUUGCAAACUGCAGCAAACACUUUGUUCAGUUUUUGCUCCCUCUGUGAAUAAGAAGGGAAAGCGCUAGUUUUUUUUUUUUUUUUUUUGUUUAAUGUCUGAGAAAUUGGUGCUGUAACGAAUUGUUCUUCCUUUGCAACUUUCUGAUAGUUUGAGGGUUGUAAUAAUUGGAUGAUAGAGAAACAAAUAGAUAGAAAAGGGACUGAAGUGUAAGAGACUAGGAGUCUAGGAUGAGUAUAAAUAAUACCACGUCAACCAUUUGUAACGGCUAUGAACACGAAUAACAAACUUUCUCUCUCUCCUCUGUUUCCUUUCUUUUUUAUGCCUUCCUGUUCUAGCAACUUUGGUUAAACACUUAACUACUGAUCGCCAUUUCCAGAUAUUCGUCUAGAUUCAUGGAUCCUCUAAAGUCGGGAGGUUACAAUUUGGUAUCAGAGCUUUUUCUCGACAAAAUAAAAUGAGACAAAAAAGAAGAAGACACGAUUAUUCUCAUUCACAAAUCGCGUAUUAACUGUGUAAACAUGAUUUGAAGAGGUUAGAGUGCAAAUGAAUCCUCACACCAUCACCAUGGAUGAGCAGACUAUGACAAGCAAUUCACAGUUAAUAAAGCUCAAUUGCAUGAAUUGACCACACACUACAAUUGGCGAAUUUCAAUACUCUCCUCGAUGGAAUUGAUGGCCAAUUCGAUGAAGUCCUGUGAAUAUCGAACCAUAAUCAUAAAAUGAAAAUCAACAGUUCCGAUUCGUCAAAAUUAUGCAAACAAUAGGUGUGAACGCUGGCAUAUGCUGCUAGUCUUUAGGUUUAGAAAUAGGAUUAUAAAUUGAGGGUCAUAUC